Molecule: messenger RNA, 501 nt
Organism: Coccomyxa subellipsoidea C-169
Lineage: Eukaryota; Viridiplantae; Chlorophyta; Trebouxiophyceae; Coccomyxaceae
Product: S-adenosyl-L-methionine-dependent methyltransferase
Exons: 4
Biological process (GO): tRNA methylation; RNA (guanine-N7)-methylation
Cellular component (GO): tRNA methyltransferase complex
Molecular function (GO): tRNA (guanine(46)-N7)-methyltransferase activity
Source: RefSeq, a predicted model, not a curated record
GUGCGCUGCCGCCAGCAUGUCAACCCACUCAAGAAGGAGCUGCAAGUGCCGCUUGCACCUCCGGACUGGGGUGCCAUCUACCCGGACACAGCCCGGCCCCUCAUCGUGGAUGUGGGGUGCGGCAGCGGGCGCUUUGUCCUGGCGCUCUCUCGCAGAUUCCAGCGUCACAAUCUGCUGGGCCUGGACAUCAGAGCCAAGCUGAUGGAGAGGGCGAAUGAAUGGGCCAGGAUUUUGGAGCUGCAAAACAGCGUGCAUUUCAUGAUGGCCAACGCCACAGUGUCCCUGGAGAGCAUGCUGGCCACGUAUCCAGGGCCCCUCAGCCUUGUCAGUAUACAGUUUCCGGAUCCUCAUUUCAAGACGCGACACAAGAAGCGACGAGUGGUGCAGCCGCAGUUGGUGCGCGCCAUUGCACGCAUGAUGCCCACGGGAGGGCGCGUGUUUCUGCAGUCAGAUGUGGAGGAGGCGGUUGCAGCCAUGCACCACAUGUUCAGGCAGCAUGGG